CCCGCCUCUCCCGUCGUUGUUUCCUGACGUCCCUUUCACUUCCUGAGCGGAGGGGGCCGGCCCGAAGGACCGCCCGCCCCGCGGCUGCCUGGGCCGGGCCCGUCUCUGCGUCCGGGGAGGCUGGGGCAGCGCCGCAGCGCGGGCCCGGACUCCCGCCCCUCGGCCCGGCGGAGACAAGUGCCACGCCGGCGGCCUCCUGGAAGCGAGAUGGGCCGCGGGCUGACCCUGGUCGUCCUGCCGCUGGCCCUGCUGGCGGCCGCGGCGCAGGCCGAAGGCGGCACGGCGGCGGCGGCGGCGGAGGAGGUUAAAAUAGAGGUGCUGCACCUCCCCGAGGUCUGCAGCCCGAAGAGCAAGAGGGGGGAUCUGCUGAACGCGCACUACGACGGUUUCCUGGCCAGCGACGGAUCCAAGUUUUACUGCAGUCGGACGCAAAAUGAAGGUCAUCCAAAAUGGUUCGUUCUGGGUGUUGGACAAGUCAUAAAAGGGUUAGAUGUUGCUAUGAUGAAUAUGUGUCCUGGAGAAAAACGGAAAGUGAUCAUUCCUCCGUCAUUAGCAUAUGGACAGCAAGGAUACGCACAGGGCAAGAUUCCACCUAACGCAACAUUGAUCUUUGAGAUUGAACUUUAUGCAGUAAAUAAGGGACCCCGCAGCGUUGAAGCAUUUAAUAAAAUAGACAAGGACAGUGACAAGAAACUCUCUGAACUUGAGAUAAGCCAGUAUUUGAAAGAAGAAUUUGCAAGAGAUGGCAAAAAACGUCAUCCCUCAGUCCAUGAUGAAAUCUUAGCUGAUAUAUUUAAGAAGAAUGACCACGAUGGAGAUGGCUUCAUAUCAGCGAAGGAGUACAAUGUCUACCAGCAUGAUGAACUCUAAGUACUUAAAAAAAUGUUUGGCUGUUUUUGGGACACUGAAUUUUAGAUAAUAAUACUUUGUCACAGAAUUUUUUGUAUUUUUUUUUAUAGUGGCAUCUUUUUAUAACUCUUAAGGUGACUGUAAAAAUCUCAUUUUUAACAUUCAACUAAUAAAAUGUGUUAGAUAUUUCAAAAGAAAGAAAUAAAAUUGGAAAACACCAUGAUC
Harpia harpyja (harpy eagle) is the source of this 1074-nucleotide messenger RNA. It is a transcript of the gene FKBP7, whose product is annotated as FKBP prolyl isomerase 7. The annotation marks the transcript as partial. Lineage: Eukaryota; Metazoa; Chordata; Aves; Accipitriformes; Accipitridae. The record is from RefSeq and is a predicted model, not a curated record. Gene Ontology annotation, molecular function: peptidyl-prolyl cis-trans isomerase activity; calcium ion binding. The transcript has 4 exons.